AUGGAGGGGGGCGGCGGCGGCGACGGCGGGGCGCGGCAGCGCGAGCUCGAGCGCAUGGCGGAGGUCCUGGUCACCGGCGAGCAGCUGCGGCUCAGGCUGCAUGAAGAAAAGGUGAUUAAAGACAGGCGACAUCAUCUUAAAACCUACCCGAACUGUUUUGUCGCAAAAGAACUGAUUGACUGGUUGAUUGAACACAAGGAGGCGUCUGACAGAGAGACGGCUAUUAAACUCAUGCAGAAGCUGGCGGACCGGGGCAUCAUCCACCACGUGUGUGAUGAGCAUAAGGAAUUCAAGGACGUCAAACUCUUCUACCGCUUUAGAAAGGAUGACGGCACCUUCCCCCUGGACAAUGAAGUGAAGGCCUUCGUGAGGGGACAGAGGCUGUAUGAGAAGUUGAUGAGCCCCGAGAACACGCUCCUGCAGCCCCGGGAGGAGGAGGGGGUCAAGUACGAGCGCACGUUCAUGGCCUCCGAGUUCCUGGACUGGCUGGUGCAGGAGGGGGAGGCCACGGCGCGGGAGGAGGCGGAGCAGCUCUGCCGGCGGCUCCUGGAGCAUGGCAUCAUCCAACACGUGUCCAAUAAGCACCCGUUUGUGGACAGCAACCUUCUCUACCAGUUCAGAAUGAACUUCCGGCGGAGGCGAAGGCUGAUGGAGCUGCUCAGUGAGAAAUCCCCGUCCUCCCAGGAGACGCACGACAGCCCCUUCUGCUUGCGGAAGCAGGGCCAUGACAACCGGAAGUCUGCCAGCUUCAUGUCAGUCAGCCCCAGCAAGGAGAUCAAGAUCGCGUCGGCCGCGCGGAGGAGCAGCAUGAGCAGCGGCGGCAGCAGCGGCUACUUCAGCAGCAGCCCCACCCUCUCCAACAGCCCGCCGGUGCUCUGCAACCCCAAGUCUGUGUUGAAGAGGCCCGUCACUUCUGAGGAACUCUUGACUCCCGGGGCUCCGUAUGCGAGGAAGACGUUCACGAUCGUCGGGGACGCGGUCGGCUGGGGCUUCGUGGUGCGCGGGAGCAAGCCGUGCCACAUCCAGGCCGUGGACCCCAGCGGCCCGGCGGCGGCGGCGGGGAUGAAGGUCUGUCAGUUCGUCGUCUCCGUGAAUGGGCUGAACGUGCUGCACGUCGACUACCGCACGGUGAGCAACCUGAUUCUGACCGGGCCGCGGACCAUCGUCAUGGAGGUCAUGGAGGCGCUGGAGUGCUGA
Molecule: messenger RNA, 1197 nt
Organism: Rangifer tarandus platyrhynchus (Svalbard reindeer)
Lineage: Eukaryota; Metazoa; Chordata; Mammalia; Artiodactyla; Cervidae
Source: the annotation of a GenBank genome assembly